UAAAAGAUAAAAUCAUAAUUAUCUCCGCCAUGUUGUGCAGAAGUGUUUUGCUACUGUCAAAUUAAUGGAUUUCUGUACGAAUUAGUGAAUGAAAAUGGAAGAAACUAAAGUUAUUUAUCAUAUAGACGAUGAGGAAACCCCGUAUUUAGUUAAAAUUCCUAUAUCACCAGAGAAAGUAACACUAUCCGAUUUUAAAAAUGUUCUGAAUAGGCCCAACUACAAGUUUUUCUUCAAAUCAAUGGACGAUGAUUUUGGAGUUGUGAAAGAAGAGAUCAUUGAUGAUUUAGCCCUUUUACCAUGCUUCAAUGGAAGAGUUGUCAGUUGGUUGGUAUCAGCAGAUGGGUCAAAUCAAUCCGAUGGCGGUUCCCAAUGCACAGAUAGCGUAACGCACCAAUCAGAAAUAAGAUUACCUCCUCCAGCACCAGAAUCGGUUUGUACCGAUACCGAAAGUAUCAUUAGUUCAAGACAAGGUAGACGGCAUCACAAAUACUCAUCACGUAUAAACGGACAUCUUCCAAGAGUAUAUGAGACUGCAUCAAUAGUGAGUUCUGAUCUGGAAACCACAAGUUUUCAGUCAGAAACAACGGGAAGGCACACUGCUCUGUCAGAGUGUUCCAGCAUUAGCCGAUUGCAUGUGGCUGGUCGAAAGAGACCUCAAAGGAGGCGAAAACAAAGAUUGCAGGCCAUGUCAAGGACAAGUUCAUACUCCAGUAUAACAGAUUCUACAAUGUCUCUGAAUAUAAUAACAGUUACUCUUAAUAUGGACACAGUUAAUUUCUUGGGGAUCUCAAUUGUAGGGCAAAGCAAUAAGGGUGGUGAUGGCGGAAUUUAUGUUGGAUCUAUAAUGAAGGGAGGUGCAGUAGCUUUAGAUGGUAGAAUAGAACCAGGUGAUAUGAUAUUACAAGUUAAUGAUGUUAAUUUUGAAGAUAUGUCAAAUGAUGAGGCUGUUAAGGUAUUAAGAGAAGUUGUACAAAAACCGGGGCCUAUAAAAUUAGUUGUUGCCAAAUGUUGGGAUCCAAAUCCCAAAGGAUAUUUUACGAUACCUAGAACUGAACCAGUAAGACCUAUAGAUCCAGGUGCUUGGGUGGCUCACACAGCAGCUGUCAGAGGAGAUCCAGUAGCAAGACCUCCUAGUAGCUCUACUGUAUCGAGCUCGUCAAUAGCUAGUACAAUACCAGCCAAUGAACGUGAGUGUCUACUAGGUCCUGGUAUCGAUGAACCCCUUUCUGUUAACUCGCCAAUGUCUCAAGUUGUACAAGCAAUGCAGCGAACUGACAGCGGUCUGGAAAUUAGAGACAGAAUGUGGCUGAAAAUAACAAUCCCCAAUGCCUUCAUUGGAACUGACAUGAUAGAUUGGUUACUGACACGUGUUGAAGGCUUUCAGGAGAGGCGGGAUGCCAGAAAGUAUGCUUCGCAUUUGCUCAAAGCAGGCUUCAUUAGGCAUACUGUGAAUAAAAUUACUUUUUCUGAACAGUGUUACUACAUUUUUGGUGACUUAUGUUCAGCGAUGACAAACUUGAAAAUACAGGGUGAUACUGAUAGUGUGGGUCCACUACCAAACGUUCCCAAUUAUAUGCCAUACAGUGGUACCUACAAUCCUUUAGAGUACAUGCCAAUGCCAUUUUAUAGUGAGAACACAGUAUACGGAUAUAAUAAAGAGGAAUCUGUUCUUAGUGGAAGUGGCGGAUCUUCAGGCGGAUCAGAUCAACUCAAAGAUGCAGCAGCAGGUCAUAGCAGUGCGUCUGAUAGUGAUUUGACUUCGCUGGGACCCAGAUCGGCCAUGCCAAUGACCAGUGGCAAUGGUAAUGGCAGCUCCAAUGGUUCUGAACAGAGUAGUGGGACUCAAGUGGCAACUCAGGCCAAAGAUAUUGCCGGUAGUAGACAAUCUUUUAAAAUUGCUAUGGGAAAUCCUUGCGAGUUGUUUGUUGAUGUUAUGUAGAAUGUUAUUUUUUAUAAAACGGCGCGCAUGGAGGAUAACUGUGUUCAUUGAAAAUGUGUAAAUUGCAUGACUUCCUUCAUUUUCUAUUCAAUCUGCAUUUGGUAAAAAUUUCCCAUUAUAUAUAAUUGUACUGUACUACUGAGCCAGUCCAAAACUGAUAAUACUAUGAAUUCUGUGUUUAUCAGUAGCAUUUCUAUCAAUUUAAAGUUGUUAGUAAGACUCAGCCCAAAAUGAGACAGAAGGGCAAGUUACUUAGUAAGUACUCAUCUAUCAUGGUACAGAAUGGGGUCAUUUUAACAGUUUUAUAUUCUAAAAAUGAAAUCGAAGUAAUUUGAAGAUGAUGGAAAAUGCCAUCAAUUUGAAAUUUUCGCCAUUAUAUUCUGAAUGACAAGCACUAAAAUAUAUAGAUAUUAGAUUUGACUAUACUUUUGACUUUUCGGUGCGUUUUUAUCUUGAAAAUGUUUAAAAAGAGUGAUAUUUUCAUUAAAUGGUAACUUUGUGAUUGACUUUUUGGUUACUUUCUUUUUAUAGUAUUUUUGUUAUUAUUUCUCUGAGUAAAAUGUCGAAUUUGAACACAGUUUUCCUUGAAAUAAUUUUUACCACUAGUUAUCAAAGCACAAGUUAUUGCUUUAUAUGUAUAGUAUAUAACCAGAUUUUUUUUUGUAUAUUGAAAGUAUAUUUAUAAAUUUUAGAAAUAUUUAAACAUGUACACGACAGUAAAUAAUUUUUAUAAGAUUGUUUUAAUAUUAUAACUAUUUCUUUAAA
This is a messenger RNA of Leptinotarsa decemlineata (Colorado potato beetle), 2704 nucleotides long. RefSeq names its product Segment polarity protein dishevelled (gene dsh). Gene Ontology annotation, cellular component: cytosol. Gene Ontology annotation, molecular function: frizzled binding. The record is from RefSeq and is a predicted model, not a curated record. Lineage: Eukaryota; Metazoa; Arthropoda; Insecta; Coleoptera; Chrysomelidae. Gene Ontology annotation, biological process: canonical Wnt signaling pathway; intracellular signal transduction.